Engraulis encrasicolus (European anchovy) is the source of this 1807-nucleotide messenger RNA. Its product is annotated as gastrula zinc finger protein xLCGF3.1-like. Gene Ontology annotation, molecular function: DNA-binding transcription factor activity, RNA polymerase II-specific; RNA polymerase II cis-regulatory region sequence-specific DNA binding. The record is from RefSeq and is a predicted model, not a curated record. The transcript has 2 exons. Bases 279 to 1310 code for a protein of 343 amino acids. Gene Ontology annotation, biological process: regulation of DNA-templated transcription. NCBI's taxonomy places the organism in Eukaryota, Metazoa, Chordata, Actinopteri, Clupeiformes, Engraulidae.
CCCCCGAUGGCUGUGGCAGUAACCUGAGCACCAUCAGAGGUGUAAAUGGUGUCCAUUCCCAUAAUGGUGCAUUCCCAUAAUGCUUUGCUUGGCUAGUAUUCUCAGAAUGGGGUCUAUUAGACCAUGUCUAGCAGGUUGGAGCAGUGAAACUAGUGUUGAGAAAUACUGUGUUGGCCUGAUCACUACAAUCGUACAUUGCUGUGACUUAAAUUAGAUAUACAAUUGACCUUAAAAGGGACUGUGUCUGCAAGGUCUUGCUUAACCAGAACAGAACUAAAAUGACAUCCAAACCUGCUAAAGCUGUGAAAAAUGAGAUAAAAGAAGAGGAGUUUGAUGAUUUCUUAUACUCCCAUAUAUUUGCCAGUCAAAGUGUGGAUGUGAAGCCUGAAUUGCAACAACACAUCAAAACAGAAGUGGAUGAGUUACCUACUACUUCUGGUCAAGAUUUUGUAAGCACCAAUGAUAUCAAGGAAGAACUAAAGGAAGAAGAUGAUGUUGGACAACACAGGAAUGGUGGAUCAAAUGCAAAAUGUGAUGUUGACAGGAUCCAGUCUAAUGGAAGACAACACACCGGUGAAAAUAGAUACACAGUACGAAGAGAUGAUCAACAAAUGCACAGCUUUCAGUGCCCCCAUUGUGAAAAGAGCUUUCCUAAGAUCACAGCUCUCAGGAAACACCAGAGGACACACUCAGUGGAAAAACCAUUUCAGUGUUCUGACUGUGGGAAGAAUUUUAGCCGAACGGAAGACCUCAAGAGACACCAGAUGAUCCACUCAGGGGAAAAACCAUUUCAGUGCUGUGACUGUGGAAAGAGAUAUAAUCAAAUGUUCAACCUCAAGAAACACCAGAUGAUCCACUCAGGAGAAAAACCAUUUCAGUGCUGUGACUGUGGGAAAAGUUUUAAUCGACUGGGCAACCUCAAGGCACACCAAAUGAUACACUCAAGUGAAAAACCCUUUCGGUGCUUUUACUGUGGAAAGAGAUUUAGCAGAAAGGAUUAUCUCGGGAAACAUGAGAAGCUUCAUUCAGGAGAAAAAACAUUUCAGUGUUCUGAUUGUGGAAAGAGUUUUAGCAGAAUGUCUCUUCUCAAGCAACACCAGAUGGUUCAUUCAGGAGAAAAAACAUUUCAUUGUUCUGAUUGUGGAAAGAGUUUUAGUCGCAUGGGCAACCUCAAGGUUCAUCAGAUGAUUCAUUCAGAUGAAAAACCAUUCCAGUGCUUUUACUGUGAAAAGAGAUUUAUCAGAAAGGAAAGUCUCAAGAAACACCAGGUCACCCAUUCACAUGAACCGGAAUUUGAGUGCUCUGACUGAGGAAAGAGUUUCAUUCGAAUGCAUGAUCUCAAAGAACACUUGGUGGUCCAUUCAGGGGGAAAGCCAUUUCAGUGCUCUGACUGUGGAAAAUGCUUUAGUCGACUGGGCUCUCUUACAUCACAUCAGAGGGUUCUUUCAGGUGAAAAUCCACUUUAUUAUUGUGAGUGUGUAAAAACCUUUCACCACAAGAUGAGCCUAAAUAAUCAUAAAGGAUGCAUUCAAGAGAAAAGCCCAUUUGAGUGCUCUCAAUGUGGAAAGUUUUAGUCACACAGCCCAUCUUAAGAAACACCAGAGGAUUCAAAAGCACGGUGAUGUAUUUAGUAAAAAUGACAAUGAAUGAAAUGGUUAACUGCAGAUGUUAUGAAAAUUACUACUACGGGAAUGUUAUUUCCGUGUUUCGUAAAUGUAAGACUGCUGCAAAAUACAGUGCUGUUCAAAAUAAUUUGCCUCCUUUCUGAUUUUUUACUUUUUUGCUCCUUUGUCACACUUAAAGUGAU